GAGUCGCCAUGUUAUCUAGGAAACACUCUCACAGUGACGUUGUGUCUUAGCGGGGCCCAGCCCAAGCCGACAGGACGCUUUAACACACCCAAACCAGCCACUCGUUCGCUCUUUUAGUUGAAACGCGUUGCCACCGGCUGGCUGGACGGCUGGCCCAAACCGCCCGUUUACCAUUUUCCUGUUUUGACGCGCGAGCCAAAAGGGCUACCAUGGAUUUUUAAGGCAUAAUGCGGCGACACUAAGGCACCGGCAUGCAUCGUGCAAGGCAAAAUCAACUGCGUAUUUCCAUCUUCACAACUGCUAAGCAGUUGGGCUCCAGUGCCGUCCGCGGUAUACCUGUGAGCCAACCCGUGCCUCUGCUCCUCGACCGGAGGAAGCUAACGUUAGCCAGCUAGUCAUCUGAUUAGCUCGAGAAGCGAUCAAUCGAUUCAUCUGAACGUCAUCAACCCCACCGAUCAAAAUGAAGCCUCAAGACAUCAUCGCCGGGAAGACCAGCGUCUGGAUCUUCGGGUACGGGUCAUUGGUGUGGAAGCCUGACUUCAAAUACAAGAGGAGCAAGGUCGGCUUUAUUCAAGGCUAUAAGAGACGUUUCUGGCACGGAGACAACUUCCAUCGUGGGAAUGAUGAGCUGCCCGGAAGAGUGGUGACGCUCAUAGAAGAUGAUGACGCGAGCACUUGGGGCGUGGCGUUCGAGGUCACAGGCUCCCAGGUGGAGGAGUCCCUGAAGUACCUGGACGUGCGCGAGACGGUUUGCGGCGGCUACAUCACCAAAACCGUGGAGUUCUUCCCUCACGGGGAGAGCCAGGCCUCCUCGGUUCAGGCCCUGGUGUACAUCGCCACCUCUGACAACCCCCUGUACCUGGGGCCGGCCAGCUCGGAGGAGAUCGGCGCCCAGAUCGCCGUGUGCAGAGGGAAGACGGGCCACAACCUGGAGUACCUCCUCCGGCUGGCCGAGUUCAUGAGGAGAUUCUGCCCGCAUGUGGACGACCCCCACCUGUUCUCCAUCGAGGCAGCAGCCCUGGCCGUGGUGCCCUUCCUGUUGGCUGCCCAGUAGCCCGUACCCUUUGUUUCACUACUGUUAACCAGAGCUUAUAGUACAUACAUACACUACACACACAACACUGAGGCUUUCCACCUGUCAUGCUUGUAAUCCAAGUUGAGAUCCUCAUGUCCUAAUGUAUGUUUGUGAAAAUGUGUAGCUCCAGAAUCCCAUUGGGUGUCCUAAAACCAGUACAGUGCGACUGCAGCAUGAUACUAAGUGUGAAAACGGUUUUUACCUGAGCAUGAGUUCCUGUAUUUUUGUUGUAAAAUCUGGGAGAUGUUUGUGCACCUGUCACCAAAGUUGGAUCUCAUUUUAUCUGUAGAUUAUUCUGACUUGGCCAUCAGCCUCCGUGCUGUUUUGAAUAACAAGGCAUUCGUGGUUUUUAUUUGCACAGUUCAGAUUCCGUCCAGGACAAAUGUCAAUUGUGGAAACUGACUGCUUUUAUUUGUUUUGCUUUUUUUUAAAAAAAAGAAAGAAAGUUUGGACCUUUGCUUGAAAAGGUUUGCUUGUGGCACCUUUUUCAUCUACUGUAACAGCAAGUUCCAAUAAAAGGUCAAAAAGA
This is a messenger RNA of Myripristis murdjan (pinecone soldierfish), 1604 nucleotides long. RefSeq names its product ChaC, cation transport regulator homolog 1 (E. coli) (gene chac1). The record is from RefSeq and is a predicted model, not a curated record. The transcript has 3 exons. Gene Ontology annotation, molecular function: glutathione specific gamma-glutamylcyclotransferase activity. Lineage: Eukaryota; Metazoa; Chordata; Actinopteri; Holocentriformes; Holocentridae. Gene Ontology annotation, cellular component: cytoplasm. Gene Ontology annotation, biological process: glutathione catabolic process. Bases 461 to 1054 code for a protein of 197 amino acids.